Paramacrobiotus metropolitanus is the source of this 2098-nucleotide messenger RNA. RefSeq lists its product as uncharacterized. The transcript is spliced from 3 exons. The record is from RefSeq and is a predicted model, not a curated record. NCBI's taxonomy places the organism in Eukaryota, Metazoa, Tardigrada, Eutardigrada, Parachela, Macrobiotidae. The coding region runs from base 265 to 1950 and encodes 561 amino acids.
UCCUUCUUUAGUUUUCAAAAUUAAAAGUUGCUUCAACGAACCUUAAGCAAUUUUGUUUUACCUAGCUUGUCGUCAGAGCUACAUUCUUGAGUUUUGUUUGCAUACUUUCCUUAUCAAAGGAAAUUUCGUUAUCCCAGCACUGCACAGCAGUGCACAUUUCUUCGUUCUUUGUUGAUGAUCAGAUGAUGCAAAAGUUUACUACUUUGUAGUUUUUCAACUUUUUCGGUUCUGUUUCAUCAUUUUUAUGCGAUUCUGAGGACUACCAUGCAUUCCACUCGCUCCAGUCGCAAAUUGUUAGGCAGAGCCGGUCUCAAUAAUUUGAGAGGAACCGUAAAAGAUGGCGUAACUAAUGAAUUUGUCAGCAAUGACAAGGAAGAGGAACCUACAGAUAGAUCUGUUCCCCUGCCACCAAAGAAGCGAGGACGUCCCAGGACGACAGUCUUCAAGGCCGAAGAGUCUCAGCAUAACGAAACGGAGUCGUCAGAGCCCGAAAAAAUCCAGACCGAAACGAAUAAGGACGACGCGCCCGUAAUUCCGAAAAGGCGACCAGGACGACCGAGAAAAAAAUUAAAAAUAGACGAUGUCGGGGAACUAUCCACAUCCGGACUGGCAAACGAAUUACCAGCUGAUGAUGGAGCAGAGCAGUAUUCUACGCGCUGUUCAGUGCGUAAGCGUGGUCCGGUCUGUGAUAACCCGAAAAAAUCUAAGGAUAUUGAACCAGAAGAAUCUUCCGAGGCGGAAGAACCUGAGAAACCAAAACGAAACUAUACAAAGACUGCGAAAAAAUCCCCCGAAGAUGAACAAAAAGAUGGAGAAGGCACUCUACAAAAGAAGAGAGGCCGGGUAUCCAAAUUGGAUAAGCAUAAUAUUCUGAAAUUAAAGGAGAACGAUAUCAACGGAGAGCCGGGAAUUUGCACGCGCUGCGGCGGUAUCAAGGCGACUAUGGAUCAUUUUCUGCGCGUGCACAAUGCGAUGCUGGCAGAAGAAGAGAGAACUUUUGAUUUACCUGCUAAGAGACUGCGGUAUUUGUUGGUCUGCAGAAAGAAGCAAAAACUGCGCUGUCAAGUUCCCACCUGCCGGAAGGUUAUGCAGUCCGUAACAGCGAUGGUGUACCAUGAACAAAUGUGUGGGAAAACUGUGGAAAGGAUAGUGUGUCCCCGCUGUGAAAAAUGUAUUCCCACGACCGGCAUGCGUCAGCACGAACUGGAGCACGAUCGUGAGCUUGGAAUUUUCCGGCGCAAGAAGUUUUUGUCUAGACACCCCGAAUUCGUUCAGAAGGAUCAGAAGGAUACCGAAGAAUCUGCGAUUAAGAUCGAGCCUUCCGAGGAUAAUCAACCGUCUACCUCUGCUGGUAUCGAAGCGCGACCACGACGUUUAUGUGCCAUUGCAGCUGCAAAGAAAUUGCGCAAAUAUGCCACUGGUUUUAUAUUGGAUGAUAGCGAUGAAGAUCAGCAUUACGAUAGCAAUAGUGACGAAGAAUCUGAAGACGACAGUGGCACUGAUAAUGACAAUGAGGAUGCCGAGGAUUGCGAUGUUGAUCCCGAAGAGAAAGAGGUCUUACCUCCCAAAACAUUUCUUCCCAGUGCUAAAUUUCCGCGGUUGGAUUUUAUAUGGAAGCAGAGCUUGGAAGUGCUGAAUUAUGCACUGUGUUAUAAUCGUGGUUGCGAAUUUUUAGCCACUUCGUAUCCAGAGAUAAUCCUGCACCAUAAGCGCUGUGAUUUUGGUCCGAGGAAUCGACAUCGCUUGCGCUUUCGUUGCACAGUUAAUCGAUGUAAAGGGCAUUUUGUCAGCUUUCAGCGCGCGGUGCAGCACUAUAUGGGCAAGCAUGGAGCUUCGGAAGAAGAUGCCAAAAAGAAGGCAAAAGAGAAAAAAGUACCGCAUUUGGUGGCUUUAAGGAAUCAGUUCCAGCCGUCCCAAGAUGAGAUCGAUGCGCUACAUCUCUUUGAUUAAUUUUGGUGAUUUUAUUUUUCAUUCUGAGUGAUGUAGUUAUUGCCAAUAUUGCCCGUGUGUUUCGUUUGGAAUGUUACUUAUACUGAUGCAUGCUGCUCGAUUUGUUGGUGCGAAAUUACGGUUAUUAUAAUUUAUUAGUUUUGUAUUA